Molecule: messenger RNA, 2007 nt
Organism: Chironomus riparius
Lineage: Eukaryota; Metazoa; Arthropoda; Insecta; Diptera; Chironomidae
Source: the annotation of a GenBank genome assembly
CUCUGAUUCGGAGACUUUUUGGAGACAUAAACAGAAAUAGUGGCAAAAAUUAGUUUUGAUCAAAAAUUUAAUUAAUUUAAGCGAUUUUUAAGUGUUUUAGAAGGGAUAUUAAACAAUCAAGAUGAUGUCAAGUCAUUUAAAAAUGAGUAAACCAGCACAGAGCAAUACAUCUCUUAGUUCUGGUGUCCAGCCAUCAGUGACUGAAUACUCAAUUAGAUGUCCCAAGAACAUGAAACAUAAGCAUCAUGUUAUGAGAUUUAAUUACAAUUUAAAUGUUGAUUUUUCUCAAUGGAGAAAUGUUAAAAUGGAACGAGAAAAUAAUAUGAGAGAGUUCAAAAGUGGACUUGAGGAGGACGCACCGAAAUUUGGUGCCGGUUCUGAAUAUAAUAGAGAUCAGAAAGAGGAAGCUAGACGAAAGAAGUUUGGGAUUAUUGCGAAAAAGUAUAAUCCUGAUGCUCAACCUUGGAUCCUGAAAGUUAACAGUGGGAAGUCAGGCAAGAAAUUUCGUGGUAUCCGAGAAGGUGGUGUCAGUGAGAAUGCAGCUCAUUUUAUAUUCACACAGACAAAAGACGGCUCAAUUGAGGCAUUUCCAUUAAAUGAAUGGUAUAAUUUCCAGCCAAUUCAACGUUAUAAGGCAUUAACAGCCGAAGAGGCUGAAGAGGAAUUUGGUCGUCGUAAGAAAUGUGUCAAUUUAUGGUCAAUGAAAAUGCGUAUGAAACUUAAAAAUAAGGACGAAGAGGAAGUUGAAGAUCCAGAGGAUAAGGCUGUGAAGGGUUCAAAGGGUGGGGAUAAAAAGAAACUUAUGAUUAGUGAAAUGGAUGAAUGGAUGGAUUCAGAUGAUAUGAGUUCGGCUUCUGAUGAAGAAGGAGAUGCUGGAAAGAAGAAAAAGGAAGAAGGAAGUGACGAUGAAGCUAAGACCAAGAAAAAGAAAGGCAAAGCUCAGCCAAAAAAGAAAAAGAAAGUCAAUGAUGAGGCAUUUGAAGAUUCAGACGAUGGAGACGAGGAAGGGCUGGAACGUGAUUAUAUUUCAGACUCAAGUGAUAGUGAAUCAGAGCCGGAAAUCGAAAAGAUAAAUAAGGAACUUAAAUCAGUAGCCGAAGAGCCAGCAUUACAGAAAUUAUUAACAUCCGAUGAAGAUUCAGACGAAGAGAAAUCAGAAAAGAAUGACGAGGAAUCAGAGGAUGAAAAGAGUAAGAAAGCUGACGAUGCCAAAGAAUCGAAAGAGAAUGAAGUGAAGGCAGCACCGACAAAAGAAAAGAAAAAGGAUGACAAAAAGAGUAAAAUGCAAAAGUUUUAUGAUGCGAUUAAUCAAAAGCCUGGAACUGGCAAUGCUAGUGACUUUAGUUCUGAUUCUGAAGAUUCUGAGGCAGAUCCAAUGAAGAAAGUUACCAACAACAACAGUAAGAAGAAGAAAAAUACUACGAAAAAUGAGAAAAGUGGUCACAAUUCACGUGCUGGAACUCCAGUUGAUAGUGGAAUUAAACGGAAAAUUGAUAUUACUAGUUCCGAUAACAGCAACAGUCCACAAUCAACACCAGCGAAGAAAUUAAAGUCAGAACCAAUAUCCAUUACACCAUUGUCAUUUAAUAACUUCUCAAGCUCAAAAGAUAGCUUCAGUAAUACAGAAGAAGCUGUUCGUCGCUACCUUAUGAGAAAGCCAAUGACAACGACCGAGUUACUUAAGAAGAUUCAAAGCAAAAAGACAGGCGUGUCAAGUGAUGAAUUAGUCGAAAUGAUGACGCAGAUCUUGAAGAAAAUUAAUCCAUCUCGUCAAAGAAUUCAAGGAAAAAUGUAUUUGAGUUUAAAGGCAACUUAAGACUUGAUUUUUUUUGUGAACGACGACGAUUUUUUUUAGUUGAAUUUUUUCCUUUUUUUUAUCCUCAUCUCCAAUUAACUCAAUUAUAAGCCAUUUCUUUCAUCCAUUAUGUUCAAGAUUUCAAUGCAUCGCCGUGCAUCUCUAUUUAAUAGACACAAAAAAAUGAAUAAUAAAGAAAUAUUUUUCUAAAG